Molecule: messenger RNA, 1253 nt
Organism: Dipodomys spectabilis (banner-tailed kangaroo rat)
Lineage: Eukaryota; Metazoa; Chordata; Mammalia; Rodentia; Heteromyidae
Gene: Dtd1
Product: D-aminoacyl-tRNA deacylase 1
Exons: 6
Coding region: 84-713 (209 amino acids)
Biological process (GO): tRNA metabolic process
Cellular component (GO): cytoplasm
Molecular function (GO): D-tyrosyl-tRNA(Tyr) deacylase activity
Source: RefSeq, a predicted model, not a curated record
GAGGGCGCCGUGGACGGAGACGCCUUGUGAGUCACGAAGCGGGACGAAGCGCGGCGCCGCCCCACUCGCCCCUAGCCGUCGCCAUGAAGGCCGUGGUGCAGCGCGUCACCCGGGCCAGCGUCACAGUUGGAGGGGAGCAGAUAAGUGCCAUUGGACAGGGCAUCUGUGUGUUACUGGGUAUUUCGCUGGAAGACACGCAAAAGGAACUGGAACACAUGGUCCGAAAGAUUUUAAAUCUGCGUGUAUUUGAGGAUGAGAGUGGGAAGCACUGGUCCAAGAGUGUGAUGGACAAACAAUAUGAAGUGCUGUGUGUUAGCCAGUUUACACUCCAAUGUGUCCUCAAGGGGAACAAGCCUGACUUCCACCUGGCAAUGCCCACAGAGCAGGCAGAAAGCUUCUACAAUAACUUCCUGGAGCAGCUGCGCAAGACCUACAGGCCAGAGCUCAUCAAAGAUGGCAAGUUUGGUGCCUAUAUGCAAGUGCACAUUCAGAAUGAUGGGCCUGUGACUAUAGAACUGGAAUCCCCAGCUCCCGGUACUGCUACUUCUGACCCAAAGCAGCUGUCAAAACUUGAGAAGCAGCAGCAGAGGAAAGAAAAGACCAGAGCCAAGGGGCCUUCUGAGUCAAGCAAAGAACGAAACACUCCCCGAAAAGAAGACCGCAGUGCCAGCAGUGGGGCAGAAGGUGAUGUGUCUUCUGAACGGGAGCCGUAGACACAGGAGGCAGGAGCUCAGUGUAUUACCAUUGGGCAGAACUGGAUCCUGAAAAUGGGAGAUGCUAAGCACCAACGCUGCUGUAAGAAUUUGGGACUGAAACAUGAAAAGGAAGACAAAAAUAAGAACUAGGAAACUGAAUAUCUGCAAGAAAACACCAAAGGACUGCUACCCUUUCUGUAGUUGCUGUGGUCUGAUGGGGCACUGCAUUGUGGUGUCUGGGGUGCACAAGGCAGAGAACACACAUGUCCGUCUCCCCCUCAGAUUUUCAAUGAUUUUCAUCAUGUCUUGACUCUUUUGGAACAGGUUGACCCGACAUCACGUGUCAUCCAGUACACUAGAUGUGCUCUGUGUGUUCAUGAUGGGUCUCCAGCACAUCCCUGCUGUCCGUCUUCCUUCCAACACUGCUUUGUAAAACAGGGCCUGUGUUAGGAUGUAAAAAUAGUUACCAUAACAGUGAAUUGUGUGAGACUUUGCAUCUUGUAAAAUUUCUCUUUUUUCUAAAAAUAAAUAAUAAUAAAACCCCAAAUCUCAACACAC